Molecule: messenger RNA, 4069 nt
Organism: Pomacea canaliculata
Lineage: Eukaryota; Metazoa; Mollusca; Gastropoda; Architaenioglossa; Ampullariidae
Product: protein dispatched homolog 1-like
Cellular component (GO): membrane
Source: RefSeq, a predicted model, not a curated record
CACCCGUCUCUGGUGAACUGGCUGUUUAAACGGAUACAUCCUUGUUUUCACGCAUGUUCUCGCAGUCUCACGUUGCUUGGCUCCCGCAUCACGGUAACCCACCAUUACAGUUUUAGGAACUAAUGGAAAAUGUGCUCGAGAAGUUGGUCAUGCGCACUGUACACCUGACGAGGGGUAGACGCAAAAGGCGUGUGUCGAACGGGUGUCAGGGCAAACAGGUGGUACACACAAACAACAUCCAUUUGAGGAAGACGUCAGGUGCUAAAUCUUUACCUGUUGACAUGAGUUUGAAAAGAUCGGCUGCUUGGGGUAGAUAAUUUCCUGGUUUGAACAAUUCGCGUGGAGAGAGUGAGAGAAUUUCACUCAGGCGGGAACUAAAACUAAAGGUAAGUGCAGCUGACCCGGCAGGUGGGCUGCACAAAUGACCUACCAAGCGUCGCUGAGUGAAAUACCUGGGAGCAAAAUCGAAGAAACAGAACAAAGUGACCGAGGAAAUCUCGACACAGGUGGACAGGAGGAAGAUGUUCGAAGCCCACUACGGGUGUGCAGACUGGUUGCUUCGUACCCUCAUAUCACCUUCUUUGCCAUUCUGAGUGUACACAUAGGAUUUGCUGCGUUGUCAGGAGGGCUUAUAUUAAAGGGAUACAAUCUAUUUCCGGUCAACUUCGAAACUCUGCCUAUGGAGCUCAAGGAAGGUCCGUGGCUUAAACGAAGCCUGGCCUGGGAAUAUCGAAAUGAAUAUGAAGGAAGAAUACUUUCCGGCCGUCACUUACAUGGAGCUGGUCUUCAUUGCGAACAGCGACAUCUUCACCCGCGAGAACCUGCACCUCAUGCAGAGAUAGAGGAUCGCGUGUACAACAUCUCCGGCUUCACCAACUUCUGCCAACUCACGUGGGCCAGGACAUGCGUGAAGCCUACAUCUGUGCUGCGUUUCUUCGACGGCACCUACAGUAACAUCGACCACGACUCCUUGGACUCGAACUUCGACAACAUCAGCGACGUUCUGCAUGCAGCAUACAGCAGGCCGGAGUCACGCCCCACCUUGCUGUACGCUCUGGAAAAAAAUUACAAGCUUAACUCGACCUCGCUGCAAGCCAGCAUGACCAGAAGUAAAAUACCUUUUGGGUUACCCACGAAAGGAGCGGACAGUUACGAGUCCGCCAGAGACCUGCUGGUCAGUUUCAUGUCCGAGCACGUGCAGCCAGUGUUAGACGAGUUUCGAGGUGACGAACGGCUGGAGUUACUGUACUACAAUCCGUACCUUAUGAUCCACGAAGCGAGGAACCAGGCUUUCCAGGACAUGAAACUGGCUGGAGGCAGCCUCGCUUUCAUUUUCCUGUACGUGCUGCUCCACACACGAAGCCUGUGGGUCACGUGUCUGGCGGUCUUUAGCAUCGCCUGCAGUUUCCUGGAGACGAACCUCGUGUACCGCGUGGUGCUUAACUACCAGUACUUCGGCUUCUUUCACAUCAUCGCCAUCUUCGUCAUCCUUGGUAUCGGAGUUGACGAUCUCUUUGUCUUCUGGGACUCCUGGCUCGCCGCCAGCCGGACGUCACUGCCCACCCUUGCCCACCGUCUCAGCGAGGCUUACCGGAACUCGGCCACCUCCAUGUUGGUGACGUCACUGACUACCAUGCUGGCUUUUGCAGUGAACGGUCUGUCCCCGCUGCUGGCGACGAGUUCAUUUGGAGUUUUCGCGGCAGUGCUGGUGGUCGUGGACUAUAUAUCUGUAAUAACCUUCUUCCCAACAGUAGUCGUGUUUUACCAUCUUCAUUUCGAACACAUGACUCGUCGUUUCGUCGGCUUCUGUAUCCCCCGAAGAAAAGAAUCUGACAAAAAUCAGAUUGCCAAUAGGACGUGCAUAACUCAGGGAUCCGAUACCAAAGAGGAGGAGUGCAUUAAUGAUCCGACCCACAUAUCGAAUUCCUCUAGCGUUGCAUAUUUGCUUGAAAUCCCCGAGAGCAAAGAACUCACAGGGGAUGUAAAUAUCUCCAGAAGCGAUGAAUCUUUGCCAGAAUCGUUAACGAAAUCUGACAUCGAUGAAAAGAAAGUGUUUAAGACAAUUUGUGCGGAAAGUUUCGCGAGACCUGUUCACGAGCAGAACUUGUGUGCUUCGUCCAGCCCCCAAACAACACAGAAUGAUGUUCGGGGCCUUGACCAUCUUCCUGAUACAUCAGACAGAAAUAAUUCUUCUCAUGGAAGGACAGUGGUCGAGAACACCACCACGGAAAAGAGUCCAACCCUGCUGGUGAUAUUUUUCAGUGUUUACUACUUCCGGUUUGUGACGCACAAAGUGAUUCGUUGGGGUUUGGCGGUGUUUCUAGGUGUUUUGGUGACAUUCUGCUUCUUCGCAUCCAGGCUUCAGCGUGACAGUGAACAGCGGCUGCUGACUGGUGCUGUCAUCUGUACCCAGAUUCAGUUUUUCAAAGACAGUCAUCACAUCACCAGAGCUUCCCGUCUGCUCAUCGACGGAUUUUCUCAGGACGAAGUGGAUAACAAUGUUAUGGUGUACCUCGCCUGGGGGCUCAAGGAGCGCAACCUCUCAUCCUGUGAGUCCUCCCAGCUGGACUGCCUCGGCCACCCCGUGUACGACGACAGUUUUAACGCCAGCACGGAGGCUGCGCAACAGGCUUUUGUGAACCUGUGCCAAAAAUUGAAAAAUAUUACCAACGACGAAGCUGAGAAACUUGGCCAUCAUGAGGAACCACACAACAGGGGAGUUAAUUAUUGCUUGCUUCACAACGAACUUGGAGAAAUUCUUCAAGGUAUCUCAGACUACCGUUUUCACCCUUUUUGUACUGAUUCGAAAACAUUUGGACUGGACGUGGCUUUGCCCUGGAACAGAAAUAAGACCUUGACAUUUAUGAAGAGACUAAGUCUCUACUAUGAUGCCUCUGCCUUUGAAACCUCGUCGUUUAGCGAGUAUCUUGAAGAAGAGCCUUACCCAGACUGGAACAAAUUUAAUCCCCUCAUCGGUGAAAAAUACUCCCAAUCAUCCACCAGGAUUCUAACCAAAUCCACUAUCACAACAGCAAACACAAUAAAGUAUUUAGCUGUCGCUGUGACUACAAACUUGAAGUUGGAAACUCUGGCUUACACUAAACACUUGCCGGUGCUUGAGAACUGGGAACGGUUUAUGGAAGAUCAGAUGUCAGGCAUGCCACAAGAGCUGCAAGGAGGUUUCCAGACGACCACUUACGCUUGGCAUUGGCUGCACGUUCAGAAGGCUUUAGCUGACAACGCCAUAUUUGGCCUCGUUCUGGGAGUGUCCCUGUCAUUUCCGGUCCUGGUCCUAGCCACGUGCAACAUCCUCAACGGCCUGCUUGCUACUUUUGUCAUCGGUUCUGUCACGUUUUGCGUCGUUGGCAUUAUUCCUCUGGCGGGUUGGUCCAUGGGGGUGCUGGUGUCCUUAAACCUGUGUCUGGUGGCGGGGCUGGCUGUGGAUUAUGUUGUGCAUCUGGCAGAAGGCUACCACAUGUCUAAGGCAAGUGACCGGCAUGGCCGCCUGAGAGACGCGCUAGGAAGUAUGGGAUCGUCUGUGUUGUCGGGAGCCUGCUCCACGCUGGGCGCAUCCUUGUUCAUGCUGUUUGCUCAGAUCCAGUUUUUCUUCCAAUUUGGAGUCUUCAUGUUUUGCACAAUUGGUUUCUCUUUGAUCUUCUCCUUGGGCCUGUACACUACGCUUAUGGGAGUCAUGGGGCCUCAGGGUGACAUGGCAGAUAUCCGGGCUCUUUUGUCAAGCUGCUGGACCCGGAUGACGAGGAAGAGUAAAAGUGUGUCUCUCUCGGCAUCGCCUGCAGGGUCUGCUCCCUUGGAAUAAAGUUUCAGCAUUAUCUUUAAGAACGCUCUCCUCGAGGUCGAAGAAUCCCAUGCCACUAAAAAAUCGGAGAGAGAGAUAGGCAGAAGACAGACAGAAAGACACGCAAAGACGGAUGAACUGAGAAAAAGACAAUAAGCCUAGGAACACAAAGAGAAACAUUUUGUCUAUAUCUGGAAAUUCGUGCUUCGUCAACCAGCUCUCGAUUUAGCAUGUUGAAAUGCCACCGUUAUUGAAAAUAAAUUAUUAUUUAAA